Molecule: messenger RNA, 2453 nt
Organism: Orbicella faveolata
Lineage: Eukaryota; Metazoa; Cnidaria; Anthozoa; Scleractinia; Merulinidae
Source: RefSeq, a predicted model, not a curated record
AUAACAGUGUUCUUGAGCUUUAUUUGCGAAGUCAAAGGAGUUGGAAGAACUAUUUUCAGUUCACGCGUUUCCUUAAGUCUGGCUUCAUGGUUCACGAGAUGUCGGAAAGAGCGGAUUCGCCUACAGGCGAAAGAACGGAAGAAAAUUCCCGUAGCGGAAUUCAAGAUGGAGAUAUUACCAUCGCAAAACUGCGAACAUUUUCAAGAUCUCUGGAAAAUCUAACAUCAGAGACACUGUACAGUAAGUGGAAACGGGCACGGGGCGAAGGCAUUAACAGGUCCGCUAGCCGACCACGGAGUAUUUCCCUCAUAACACCGCCUAACAUCUCACGUGAAGAGAAACAGCAGCCUAGUAAGCCAACCAGGAAAAACAGCUUCCAUGUUUUACAAGAAAACGUUUUCAGACCACGUUGUUGGACCAUAGCGAGCCCCAUGGAAGUUAUCCGAGAGCAUAAUGUAAUGCACGUGUUUGACUUAAACAACAACAACGACGGCAGGAAUAACAACACACCGGCCCUAAAGACGCGAAGACUUGGAAGGCAGUUCAGAGUAACACUUGAGAUCCCUCAGAAACAACACAGUCCCCCUCCACCAGCUAGUAAAAUGGAGAAGGAGCACUUACUCGGAGAGGAAAUGAAACCGGUGUCUGAAAGACGAAGAGAACAGGGUGAUGGUAAACAAGUAGUCGAACCAACUUCGGAAAUUUUCGUAGAGGCUUCGCAAAAGUUACGAAGAGUUUCCGAAGGUGGACGAAAGGACGACGACCCCCCAAUAGUUGCACGACUUCUGAGCGAAGAAGAUGCAGCUUCCACGAUGGCGGACUCAUUCCCUAGGAGACCUAUCAGCAAUUUGUUUGUUGAAACAGUGAGAAUCGCGGUUCCGCAACAAUCAGCGAGCAUGCCUGCAUCGCCAAACUUCCUAUUGCGACAGGAUUGUGAAAAAGCGUGGGAUACAGUCGAUGGCGCAGACGAACAUCCUGGGGGGCUGAAAAACACCGUUGUCAAAGGCCCAUCUGAAAUGACAACAAACAAUGAAAGGUCAAAAUCAUUACAGAAUACUUUCUCACUCGGUUGCACUUAUGCCGUGAUUAGCCAACCAUCACGAGCGAAAGAAAACAGUGUUAAACAAACAACUAAAAUGAACAGUACAGUAAUCAGCAAAGAGCAGCGAGCCGAACUAGAGGAGGAGUAUAAAAAGUUGAAGAAAGUUUCCCUUGAAUUCGAUAGAGCUGAGUUCGAAGAAGGAUUAAGCAAGCCUUAUAGUUUAUCCGAAGCGGGUACAAAAGAAAUUUCAGAGUCACAACCGCUUAGACGAUUCUCAGAACUGAACGAUCCCACUGCACGAAACAUUUCAUCAAAUCGACCAACUGCUAAAGCUAUUCUGGAGAACAUCACAAAUGUCGCCCACAAAACAGAGAAACAGCGAAUUCAGAAUAUCGAGAAAGCUUUCGAAUGGAUUAGGAAAGAACUUGCCGAACUUCGCGCACAAGAUAAAGACAUCAUGCGAACAUUUUCGAUGAUCCAAGCCGGAAUAAGGAAAAUAAAACUUCAACGCGCGUUAAGCGGUGAUUUGGACGAGCCGUACGAAUACGACAUUGUGGACCACUCUGUGGAUUUGAGCGCUAGUUUUUCGUACGUUCCUUUAGUUAAAGAAUUUCAUAAUGCAUUCCCAAGACGAGCUAGUCUUAUCUAAACAGACUUUACAGUUAGGGGUUAAGAGUUACAACAUUUUAUGAGUUAAGACUGAGAGAGGGCAAACAAAGGACUAUUUACUUCAGAAUUAGCAAGAAGUCUGGAUUACCAGUUUAGCUGUUGAAUUAAGUUGAAACUCGUUUGUUAGAAAAUAUUUUAUUCGUUGAGUGUGUUUAACCACUAGGUUAUCGAUGUGUUGAUUUUAUUAUAGUUUGGAUUUCUCAGAAGGCACUGUAGAUGAUAUUCAGAUUCAAAGUUUCAAUGUAAACAUAUCACAGAAGUUUAACUAAGAAGUCCUGAGAGCGUUUGUGCUGUGUUAUCAUUUCUUGAAUAAAAAUUAUUUAGAAAUUGAGGUCAGAUCUCAACCACGUGGUAAAGUUAUAUAUUUUCCCUGCGGUUAGGUUAACACGAUUUUAAGUCACCUCGGAACGAUAGUCACGUGUAUUCUAAUAACCUCGUUUGAAGCCAAUUAGGUACAUCCAAAAUUUUUCCUCGCUGAUAAUUAAUGACUGCCUUUUGGUUGAACUCCCUAGGCGCCCGCUACAGAAUUUUCUUUUGUUUGAAGGAAUUAGAGUGAACACAAUGGGUCAGGGUUCGACUCGGAAGCAGUUUGUUUGCGUUACUACAACAUGAAAGUUUUGUUACUUGUAAUGGGUGAUGCCUUCAGUCUGUAGAAUCAGUGCAAAUAAUCAUUUUGUCGAUAAAAUGUCAAUAGCACAAUGAUUGUUUUAAUGAAAAGGAAAUCUGUUAAGUACUGUCUAAG